Molecule: messenger RNA, 1296 nt
Organism: Schistosoma turkestanicum
Lineage: Eukaryota; Metazoa; Platyhelminthes; Trematoda; Strigeidida; Schistosomatidae
Source: the annotation of a GenBank genome assembly
AUGCAUGUAUUUUUAGGUGGUAUGCAGUCAAUUUCAUUUCAACAACCACCGACAAUAACAACCGAAACAACAAUCAUGAAUAAUAAUAAUUCACAAUUUGUUAGCUUACAUUCAUCAUUACAAUUACAAAAAUUCGAUAUCUCUUCUUCUUCACAACAAUUUUAUGAAUCUGAUGAUAAUGAAUUAUUAAUUGCAUUGGAUCGUUUAAUUUUAUACUUGAGAAUUGUACAUUCUGUAGAUUUCUAUGCACCAGCUUACUAUAUGAAUGAAGAUUUAAUGCCACAUCCAUGCCGUCUUAUACAUAUUCGACCUAGUUUAAAUGAAAUUACUAAAGCUCUUAUACAAGUUAAAAAUUCUGAGAAAUUAAUCAAUACGGAAUCAGUUGAUCAGUUAUUUGCCAGUCAAAUAAAACGUUUAGUACGCCUUAUUACUCCACUUACAGAAAAUGAUUGUAAAGGAUUGGGUUAUAGAAAUGCAGAUGAUGUUGUUGAAGAAUUCAUAAAAUUGAAUACACGUCGAAAAAAACGAAAAACCGAUGUGAUAUGGGUCUGUCCGUUAUCGAAUAAAAAGUUUCGAGAUCCAAUCUAUGUUAAGAAACAUAUUCUCAAUAAACAUAUGGAAAAAGUUGAGGCUGCCAAAAAAGAUAAUGCCUACUUUUUCAAUAACUAUCUAUUGGAUCCUGCUCGACCUCAAUUGCCUCCUGAGCCAAGAUCGCCUAGAAGGCGAUCACGGUCACCUUUACCAUCUCAUGGAACGGCUAGAGAAUCAAGUCAUCAAGCUAAUGAAACCAGUGAACGAGAACGUUCUAAUUCUUGGGCACAAGGAUCAAAUAAUUUUCAAUCACAAAGAUGGCAACAAUAUGGUCGUAAUCGUAAUGAAAGUGGGAAUUUUGGAAGCAAUUAUGGACGAGAUAAUAUGCACAAUAAUUUACCAUUCUACCCUCGACCAUAUGGUCGUCAACAGUAUUCGAAUUUUCGAAUCCCAUAUGGUGGUAGUAAUCAACGUAAUUAUUAUAAUGGUCCAAGAACUGGUGGAUAUAAUAACUUUAAUCGACGUGGUUAUCCAAGACGCUCCUACAUUGAUUUGGAUGCCCCCUGAAUGGAUGUCUCAUUUUGUUUGUAUGCAUUGGAUAAUGAAUAACAAAUCUUGUUGUUUCCAACACACAUAAAUAAUUUCUAUGUAUUUUGUACAUAAUAAUUCAUAUUAAAAAAAACAACUACAUCCAACAUCCAUUUUUUGUACUCAUAUAACUACAUGACUAUCAUUGUUCGUAAAAUAAAUAGAAUUGAAAAACUG